CAGUCACGGCCAGGCCUCAGCCUAUCUGCUGAGGGGAUCCGGGUGCUACGCGGCUGUGCCUGACGGGAGCGCGCCAUCCGGGUCCUUGGAGAGUGGACUGAUUGGAGGCGUGGCGGAGAACUUUGUCCGGGUCCCAGUGUUCCUCCCUGCCCUGCCGCUGUUAGGGAUGCUGAAGCGGGAACUACAUCCGCGGUCGCUGGCCCCUGGGGUAGGAUAGGCGGGGCGGUUCCAUCCGGGGCCUCGGAGCCUGGUCACCGUGGGAAGGAAGAGCGGCUCCAUCCGGGUCUUAGCGAUGCUGUCAUGACAGGAAUCCUACCAGGGCGGGGCUGAGUUCGAGAGGAAUCAGCUGCCUGAGGAGGAACAGAGCCGGCCGCAGCCAGACUGCGGAGCCAGCACCUCUUGCUGCGCCCAGGCACCCGGCCCGGUCGCCGGCUCACGCGCGCAGGCUUUCUGAAACUGUAAGCAAUGGAUGAAGACGCAAACCAAAUGCAGCCCUUGAAUGAGAAGCAGGUGCUGAACUCUGAAGGUGGAUAUGUAUGGCAGGUCACCGAUAUGAAUCGACUCCACCGUUUCUUAUGUUUUGGUUCAGAAGGUGGUACAUACUACAUCAGCGAGCAGAAACUUGGCUUUGAAAAUGCUGAAGUUUUAAUAAGACUGAUUGAAGAUGGUAAAGGUUGUGAUGUGGUACAGGAAAUAAAGACAUUCAGCCUGGAAGGAAGGGCAGCAAAACAGGAGCCCAUGCUUUUUGCUCUUGCAAUUUGUUCACAGUGCUCUGAUGCAAAAACAAAACAAGCAGCAUUUAAGGCUGUUUCUGAAGUCUGCCGCAUACCAACUCAUCUGUUUACUUUCAUCCAGUUUAAAAAGGAUCUGAAGGAGGGCAUGAAGUGUGGCAUGUGGGGCCGUGCCCUUAGAAAAGCUGUUGCAGACUGGUACAAUGGAAAGAAUGGCAUGGCGGUUGCUUUAGCAGUUACAAAAUAUAAACAAAGAAAUGGUUGGUCUCAUAAAGAUCUGCUGAGGUUGUCCCACCUAAAACCUGCCAGUGAAGGACUCGCUGUAGUUACUAAGUAUAUCAGUAAGGGGUGGAAGGAAGUCCAAGAGGCAUAUAAAGACAAGGAAUUUUCUUCUGAGACUGAAAAAUUGUUAAAAUAUCUAGAGGCUGUGGAGAAAGUGAAACGUACGAAAGAUGAAUUGGAAGUUAUUCAUUUGAUAGAAGAGUAUAAGCUAGUUAGGGAGCAUCUCCAGACAAACCAUUUGAAAUCUAAAGAGGUGUGGAAGGCAUUGUUGCAGGAGAUGCCUAUUACAGCAAUGCUGAGGAAUCUAGGAAAGAUGACUGCAAAUUCAGUACUUGAACCAGCAAGCCCAGAAGUAGCAAUAGUGUGUGAAAGACUGAGAAAUGAGAAACUGUUAAAAAAGGCUCGAAUACAUCCAUUCCAUGUUUUGGUUGCAUUAAAAACCUACAAAACAGGACAUGGAAACCAGGGAAAACUUCGGUGGCUUCCUGACAAAGACAUUUUAGACGCUCUUGAUGUCUCUUUUUACAAAACAUUCAAGACAGUGGAACCAACAGGAAAGCGUUUCUUGCUUGCAGUUGAUGUCAGUGGUUCCAUGACACAAAGAGUUUUGGGCAGUGUGCUCAGUGCUAGUACAGUUGCUGCAGCAAUGUGUAUGGUUGUUGCACGCACAGAGAAAGAUUCCAAUAUUGUUGCCUUUUCACAUGAAAUGGUCCCCUGUCCAGUGACGAAAGACAUGACAUUACCUCAAGUAUUAAUGAAAAUGUCUGAAAUUCCAAUGGGUGGCACUGAUUGUUCUCUUCCAAUGAUAUGGGCACAAAAAACACACACAGCUGCUGAUGUCUUUAUUGUGUUCACUGAUAAUGAGACCUUUGCUGGAGAUAUUCAUCCUGCAGUUGCUUUGAAGGAAUACAGGGAGAAAAUGGGUAUUCCAUCUAAACUGAUCGUUUGUGGAAUGGUAUCAAAUGGCUUUACCAUAGCAGACCCAGAUGAUAGAGGCAUGUUGGAUAUAUGUGGCUUUGACUCAGGAGCUCUAGAUGUAAUUCGCAACUUCACUUUGGAUUUGAUUUAAUCUGUGAGCAUCUGCUAUUCACAAUGGAUCCAUUGCUGGCAAGAGACUCUGCCCUGAGAACUCCCAGCCAAAUGUACACAUGAUGCACAUAUCAGAAUGAUACCUUUUUGCAAAGGGAAAAGCAGAUGAGAUAUUACUUUUUUUGUUGUUGUUGCACAUAGUUUAAAAAUAACAAUGGGAAAUCCUUCUAAAUGUUGCUACACAGUUUAUGAUUUAAUUUCAUUUAUAAUAGUUGAAUAAUACUAAGGUUUUCUGUCACUGUACAAUGCCUUUGUCUUCAAUAAUAAAUUGAUUAAUUACUUCUGGUAUUGGGAGUGAGGGCAGGAACCUGAAAUGGUGUUAAUGUUUUUAAAUAGUGUCAGUUUAACAGCAGUUUACUCAAGGUUUUUUUUGUUUUUAAUCUUUGUAUUUGAAAAGAAUAAGAUUCAACCAUUUCCAUUGUUCAGUUUCAGAUCUAUAAAAGAGAAAUUAUUUUCUGGAGUGCACUAGACCAUGUAACUGUGAUGGAGUGUAAAGUUGUCAAAUUUUAUACUGACAAAGUGAAAGCAGAAAUAUGUGAUUAAAUUGUGAUAAUCAGACUUUUUUUGAACAGAUAACUAUCUGGAUCUUCUAAAAUAAAAUAUGUAACUUUUUUGGUAAAUUGAAAGGCAGUUUUUGUACAUUGCAAUUUCAGCAGCACUACUGUAGAAUUUGUAUGCUUUGUAAGAAAUCUGUACAAAUUCUUUUUAGCAAAAGAAAGGAUCCCUGAAGUCAUAAAAUGAAGUCCCAUCCUUCAAAGUAAUAGCUUGCUGAGGUUUCAAGUGCUUUUUUGAUGAGGAAGAUUAACAAGUGCAUCUGAAUUAAUCUAACUCAAGUUUUUGUCAUCAUAUCAAAAAAAAAUAGCUGUUUAUUUCUGUAUUAUCUGCUCAUUCUUUUGAAGAAAUCUUCUCCUCCUAAAAAGCAGAGCACUUUCUGGCAUUUAAUCUGCUUAAAGAUUAACUAUUUCUCUGAUUUUUAAAAAUAAAUUAAAUCCACAGUCUGUUUUCAAAACUACUUCCACUUCAUAGUGACAUUCUUUCAGUGAUCUUUCUGCAUUAUACAGCUUCCCUCUUCACACUCAAAAUCUUACUUGUUUAGCAAUGUAUUGGAAAUGAGAGUUUUAAUCUUCUGUAUGACAAUAAAGAAAGAAGAGGGCAAAAGGCAUAGGGGAGACAGUUAUGUCUACAGAUAACUUCCUGACUCUGUUUUAGAGCAGAAAUUAAUAGUAAUGUGUUUAUAUAAUAUCAAAAGGUCUUUUCAAAAUGUCACAGAUUAAGAACACAAGUUUUAUCUUUAAGGUUUUUAGUAAUACUUUACAUCUUUCCCUAAAUUGUAUGCAUUUGGCUGUCACCGAGUCCUGCUCAAGGUGACCAGACAGCUGUCGUGAAUAAUCGGGACAGGGGUGGGGGAAAUAGGAGCCUAUAUAAGAAAAAGACCCAAAAAUCUGGACUGUCUCUAUAAAAUCAGGAUAUCCGGUCACCCUAGUUCUGCUGUCUGUGGUUAUUUUAAAAGAGUAAUUUGGUGUUUGUUUGAAAAAGAUUGAAGUUAUAAAAUAAGCUAAUUAUAGUAAAUAAUACAUCACACUUCUGUUUCUAUGCUGAAAAUAUGCUUUGAGAUGUAAAGCAGGUCUUCACAUUUGAACAAUGGAUAAACUCUUGAUAUCUCAUUAUUCAAUAUGUGUAAAGUAUAAAGAAAAUAAGUUCAAAGUUAGUGUUUGUAGGAUGGAGAUUUUAGACUCGGAUAAUAUUUAAAAUAUCAGAUGGGUGACGGCAUGCCCCAGGCUUACUGCCUCAGUCAGACUAAUGUCCAAGGUGUCAUACUAUCCAUUUAUGCCCUACUUCAAGGAUUAAUCAGAAUAGUGAAGAAUCCCACUCUGUCAUGAAUUUUACACGGACAGUACAUGAGCUGUUUUUUAAAAUUAUGUUGUUUGAAGAACUGGUGGUAACGGAGUAGUGCCUUUCAGUCAAAGUGAAUGGAACUUCUUGCAGUUAAUUGUUGGUAAGUGUUAGUGCAGUAGUAGAAUAAAGUUUUCAAAAUGUGAGGCUAAUGUUUUUUUCAGGUGACAAUAUCCAGAAGCAACUCCAUUGCUUUCUUUGUAAAAGGAAUUUCAAGAGGCAGCUGCCCCAUCUUGUUUUUUUCCUCGUAACCUAUCAUUUUGGAGUGAGUAAUUCCCUGACAUUUUCAAGCCUCCUGCAAAAGAGGUACAGAGAACGUGGGGAAUAUACUCGAUCAAGAUGUUGUUAGUUAUUUCAAAUAAAGGCACUGGUGAGUUUGUUUUUGUUUUUUAAAUAUAGUAAUUUUUUCUAAAUCACACAAUAGUUGAAUAUUCAAUAAAAUGUUUACUGCUGAGCCAGAAAUGUAAUGAAAACUGGGUAGGUGUUGUAAGUACAGUUUCUUAUUAGGAAGUAAUAAAAGUCUAGUGUUUUAGUAUAAAUAGUACAUGGAUUGGAAAAUUAGGAAGGUGCGUACUUAGAAAAUGUGAAAUGACCUUAUGCAAUUUUGCACAAAGCUAUGAUAAUUAAAAGGAUUUGAUUGGACUAAUGACCAUACUAACAGAUUAACAGUGGAGAAUUACACUAAUACUGAAUCACUGAAAUAAGCCUAGUUGAAAACCUAAAUCCUUGAACUAGAUAAGCAGAGUGAAGGUAAACAUUCAGUACAGUCAAUAGGACAUUAAGUACAUCUGUUAGAGUUGUGUACCACUUCUAGUCAUAUCCUCUCCAUUAUUGAAAAGAUGGAGUAUGAAAUAUGCUCCUAAGUACUUACACUAAUAGGGUAUAAUUUUACAUUCUGACUGGUUUUGUUUGUACUGAUAGGACUAUAUUGUCCCCUAUGUGGGCUGCCUCCCCAAAUGUUUCCAUUAGUGGAUGAGUAGGGUUUGUGCUUUCCUUCCAUGGAAGUGGUAGAGAGAGGAGUCCUUUUCCCCCCAAUAGCAGAUUGAUUGAGAUUUUCAAAGGCCUUAUCUCUGGCAGGAGUCGGGAGACAACACAGAAGGGCUGCUGUCACCUACACCUCCCCCUGAAGGUUUCCAGAGUACAGAGAGGGACAGCUGACAGUUUAACACUGACAAGGUUAGUAUUCGCGUACAUGCUGAAGUCCUGCAAGUUGGGAAGACAUAUUGCCACUCACCUCAUUCUCUUUUAGCAUAUGGUUCUGAACCCUAAGGUUGUUAGCAUAGAGUAUAACAUGACUGUUAUUGUUGUUAUGUUCUUUAGUCAUAAAUCCAGUAAUCCAACAGUUUCUAUCUGCAGAAUGAAUUAAGACAAGAUAAUUUGCAAAUUGGAGUGUGGAUUUGUGUGUGGGUAAGGACUAAUAGUUACAGUAACAUUAAAAAAAAAAAAUGUGUGAGCUAAAGGCAUAAUUGCCAAGCUUUAUUUAGAAUUAAAUUAUUUAUGGUAAAUAUACUGAAUUGCGUUUUCACCAAAGAGGAGAGAUGACCUUAUCAAGUUAAUAUUGUUGUUUGCAUUGGUGGAAUACUUUGUUUCCAUUUGGCUCUAGACAAAAUAUAAUCAGAUAUAAUUGUGCACUAAGAUUUAUUACAGAAAGGGGAAAUUUAAGAGCUAGUUUGAAAUUAAGUUAAGUUUUUCAAAGCAAAUAUGUCCAAAUGUCUGCAAUGGGCAAAAGUCCAGUUAGGGGUGUGAUUUGAUUUCCUGAUACCUGCCUGAAUAAAGAGGCUUUCAAAUCAAUUUACAUUUCACUAGGAACCCACAUGCUAGUUCUAGAUUUUCAUUAGCAUUAUUGAUAGCUACAGAAUACAUAUUGUGGGUUGUUUAAAGAAUGAAAAACACUUAGUAAUAUCUGGGUUUGUAAUAUAAAGUGAUGCUGUGCAAGAGGCUAAUGGGGUUUGGAAGCAUUUCAAAAAUAUCUUAACGUUCUCAGGUGUUAGAAUAACAUCCAGCUAUUGUAUAUAUUUAAGGAUGUAAUGGUGACAGGCUUGAGCUUUGAGAAAGAAAUGGCGGGUGGAGAGAACUGGAAGCAUAA
Messenger RNA from Chelonoidis abingdonii (Abingdon island giant tortoise), 6081 nucleotides. RefSeq names its product Ro60, Y RNA binding protein (gene RO60). Gene Ontology annotation, molecular function: RNA binding. The record is from RefSeq and is a predicted model, not a curated record. Lineage: Eukaryota; Metazoa; Chordata; Testudines; Testudinidae. Gene Ontology annotation, cellular component: ribonucleoprotein complex.